Molecule: messenger RNA, 750 nt
Organism: Mixia osmundae IAM 14324
Lineage: Eukaryota; Fungi; Basidiomycota; Mixiomycetes; Mixiales; Mixiaceae
Exons: 10
Coding region: 82-675 (197 amino acids)
Cellular component (GO): mRNA cleavage factor complex
Molecular function (GO): mRNA binding
Source: RefSeq, a predicted model, not a curated record
GUCGACAGCAAGUGUUCAGUCGAAAGGCCGCAGAGGACGACGACAGUUAGCGCUCGCGAUUCGAGAUAGAAGCAUCUCAAGAUGGCCAGCACUCUGACCUUGUUUCCGCUCUCCAAUUACACCUUCUCGACCAAGGACUCUCAGCCGGAAGAAGAUCCAUCUGUGGCAGCACGCUUACAACGGCUUCAGAACCAAUAUGAGGACUUUGGCAUGCGCAGAACAGCCGAAGGCAUUCUCGUCGUGCACGAGCACGGCCAUCCUCAUGUGCUCAUGCUACAGAUCGCCAACGCCUUUUUCAAACUGCCAGGCGACUACCUGAGACCGGGAGAAGAUGACGCAGAAGGACUGAAGCGACGGCUAUCAGAACGACUCGAUCCGGUAGAAGGCUCACGACCGGGCGAGGAUUGGGAGAUCGGCGACUGUCUCGCGCAAUGGUGGCGACCCAACUUUGAGAGCUUCAUGUAUCCCUACAUACCCGCGCAUGUGACCAAGCCGAAAGAGUGCAAGUCCUUCUACCUCGUCCAGAUGCCACCGAGGAAGGUGCUAUGUGUGCCCAAGAACUUCAAAUUGCUCGCGAUACCACUCUUUGAGCUCUAUGACAAUUCCGUCAGGUAUGGGCCCCAACUGUCUGCGAUUGCGCAUUUUCUAUCGCGGUACAAUUUCAUCUACGCAUGAGUGACGAUGGUGUGGCUAGCCGAUUGAUCGUGUAAUGUCACGUUGACAAGGUGCAUUGCCAUCCUGUGUCGCGCA